Molecule: messenger RNA, 336 nt
Organism: Paramecium sonneborni
Lineage: Eukaryota; Ciliophora; Oligohymenophorea; Peniculida; Parameciidae
Source: the annotation of a GenBank genome assembly
AUGAACAAUAUUUUUUGCACUUCUGGUAGUUUGGAGAAUUCUAAUUGUUUGUGGAAUGUUAGGACAAAAUAAUAAAAGCCGAAAUUUGAUAGUCAAAUGAUUCUGUUUGGUUGCUAUGCUACUAUUCUGAUGGUUCUAAAUAAGAAUCUGGCAGUAGAUAACUCAACCCGUUUUUGGGUUAUUAAGACAGGAUAAUAAAAAACUAAAUUAGAUGGUCAUGAGUAUACUAACCAUUCAAUAUGCUUCUUUCCAGCUGAAACCAUUUUAAUUAAAGGCCAAAUUAGUGUUUAAACAAAAAUUUCAUAAUUUUUAGGUUCUUUAAAGUAUAAACUUUGA